This is a messenger RNA of Oryza brachyantha (malo sina), 858 nucleotides long. RefSeq lists its product as uncharacterized. Lineage: Eukaryota; Viridiplantae; Streptophyta; Magnoliopsida; Poales; Poaceae. The transcript has a single exon. The record is from RefSeq and is a predicted model, not a curated record. Bases 109 to 534 code for a protein of 141 amino acids.
CGGCCGACGUACGUAGGCGCGCAUGACUAUGAAGCUCCUCGCAUCCCAGUUGACUGACACUUCCGCCCUCGUCAACACCCGCGCGGCGCGAGGUGUGAGCCGCCGGCGAUGGUGCCGAGGGAGGUGGAGGAUCUCUGGGCUUACUACGGCGGCCGCGGUGGCGACGACGGCGGGCCGCCGCACGGGCUGCUGCUGAUGGGGGUGGUGCUGGCGCUGGCGAUAGCUGGGCAGCGGGCUCUCAGCGAGGGCGCCGGGGAGGCGAUCACCGCGGCGGUGACCGAUAUGCUCAGCCCCGUGGGGCUCCUGCUGCUUCCGGUCACCCUCGUCUUAAUCAUCCGCCUCCUCUCCGACGACCGCAGCGCCGCCGUGCUCGCCAACGUCUUCGCCUUCGGCGGCGCGCCCGAGGCUCUCCAGCGCGUCGGGGGGACGGCGCCGGUGGGGGUCGUGGUCGUGCUGUUCCUCGUCCUGAUGAUGGUUUACUACAGGUCGUCGAAGCUGUUCGGCGGCGGCGACGACAGCAGCGGCGGCGAGUAGCUGUCCAUAGCAGCGCGAGGUGCUGUACGUACCGGCCGGUCGCCUCGGCGAGCUGAAGCUUCAACUGAGUCUUCUUGAAAUCAGUUUCUUUAUAUAAAAAAUAUGUGUAAAUCGAUCAAUUUCCUUCUGUUAUGUGUAUGCUGUAUCAAAGGAAAUGUUUAUAGUGCCCCUGCUGCUGUGUUGACUGUUUCAAUACCAAAAUUGAGCUAGACUUUCGGCCUUUCGGGGAUAUCAGCCUAUACAACUUGUGGACUAUCCUUCUUCUGUUCUUCACAGAAAAAGCUUACUGUGCUUGCCCAUGGAAGAGAGAAUACAUAAGCAAGA